Messenger RNA from Papaver somniferum (opium poppy), 1455 nucleotides. RefSeq lists its product as uncharacterized. The record is from RefSeq and is a predicted model, not a curated record. NCBI's taxonomy places the organism in Eukaryota, Viridiplantae, Streptophyta, Magnoliopsida, Ranunculales, Papaveraceae. The transcript has 4 exons. Bases 1 to 1455 code for a protein of 484 amino acids.
AUGAGAGUAGCCUACUCGAAUGUCAGAGGUUUAAGAAGAACUCAAGCCAAAGACAAACUUAGGAGUUUGGUACAACAAUUCAGUCCUUCUCUUUUAUGGGUAGCAGAACCUAAAGUAAAGAUGUCUAAUAGUAUUUUAAAACAGUUGAAGCUACCAGGGAUGUGUCAGAUGAUUAUACAUAAUUCAAGUGAUUCAGUAAAGGUAAUUUCUUCUACAAGACAGGCUAUCACAUUUCAAGUUGGAGAUGUUUUAGUUACAAGCAUUCAUACUGCUUGCCUUACAAUUGAUAAAAGAAUUUUAUGGGAGGAGCUUUUAAAUAUAAAUAAAAGGAAUUUACCUUGGAUGGUUUUAGGAGAUUUUAAUGUGGUGUUAUCUUGUGAAGAACAGAAAGGUAGAAGACCUCCUCUUAGAAUAGCUGUGCAAGAUUUCAGAGACUGUUCGAAGUCAUGCAAUCUAAUUCAAGCACACAGAAUUGGAAUUAAAUUCUCAUGGUGCGAUAACAGAGUGGGGAAGACGAGAAUACUGUGUGACUUGGAUAAAGCUUUUUACAAUUUAAAAUGGCUGGAAAAAUUUGAUACAUGGAGUUACAAAGUGGGAGUUAGAGGCACUUCAGAUCAUGGAGCAAUAUUGGGAGGGGUUACUCAAAAUGCCAAACCAAAGAAUAUUCCUUUUAGAUACCAAUCAGUUUGGACCACUCAACCUAAUUUUCUAAGUGUUAUACAAGAGUCAUGGACGGAGGAUUGUGAAGGAAAUCCAGCAUUUUGUUUUAUCGAGGAGGUUGUUCUUGCUGCUUCAUUGGAAUCAGAUGUUGAUCCUGAGAACAUUGUUCUAUUAGAUAAAUUAGUAACUACAAGGGGGAUGCAUGAACUGGCAGCUCAAAUUAGAAAAGCACAGAACGAUAUAAAUGAAUUGGAGAAUGCAUAUGGCAAUCUAGUUACCACUCAAUAUCAAAUUGAUGAUACUCUUGUCACUUAUUAUAAGAAUAAAUUUGAAGAGAAGCAAGUUGAUUUUGUGGAAGAAUUAUUUGAGGCUAUACCAAAAAUUUUAACUGAUGAGGAUAAUUUUUUUCUGGAUGUUAUUCCUAGUCAAAUGGAAAUUAAGGAUGCAGUUUUUGGAAUGGAUGCAAACAGUGUUCCUGGGCCAGAUAGAUUCCCUAGUAGUUUUUAUAGAUUUGCAUGGACAGUGGUGGGGACUGAGUUAGUGGAAGAUAUACAAUACUGCUGUAGAAACAUAUUCAUCCCCAAAGGUUUUAAUUCUAACUUCUUAUUUCUUUUGCCAAAAGUUCAAGGAGCCAAAAGAGCAGAAAACUUCAGACCUAUUGGCUUAGCUAACAUCAAUUUCAAAAUUAUCACAAGAAUCAUUACUACCAGAAUUAGUACUGUGAUUGGCGAAAUGGUUUCUAUACAACAAGGUGCAUUUAUCAAAGGAAUGAAUAUUCAUGAAAAAAUUGCUUGA